AGGUUGUGCCUAAUCUGCUGAAAGUCGAAGUAGAAGAAGAUGAACGCGGGGCAGUUACUUCGGUUUCAUGCUAACUCCACCUUUACAUCAUUGAUGUUGCUAAAUCAGCAGAUCAAAAUUCAUGUAUGGGGUAGUUUUUGGUAGAUUCAUCAUUUUAACCUAUCAUCUUUAAGACCCGGACGUUAAUACGGUGUUUCUUUCUCGGCAACUUAACAUUUCUACAAUGAAAACAUGAAUGUUAAAGAGGUUAGCAUAGCUUAUUGUCAGGAAAUAGACUGAGGCGACAGUCGGUUGCUCAUGGAGAGAACCUUCAUGUUAUGUCCGUUCUUCGUCGAUCUGGACAUCCAGAGAAAUCUUGAACAGACCUGGUCAUUUUUACUGUUCUAGAAGAAAAACAAUUAACGUUAUCUCCACCUCUGUUAUAUUCAAUAAAGUGAUGUAUCGCUAACGUAAUAUUAGCAUGCUAGCAGGAAAUAGACAGAGGUCAGAGUAGCGACCAACGGUUUUUAUAGGAGUGUUAUUUAGAAAAUCUGAUCAUCUUAUUCUUUAAAAAUGUCCAAAGUCCAAGAACUGAGAGUUUUUGUGAACCAGAGACUGAGUGCAGCUGCUGAAGAGAUCUUUGAGCUGUUUGAAAGAACGAUAUUAGAGUACGAGGAGAAACUCUGUGGAGCUAAAGAGAAACAACACAAACUCCUGAACGCUGUUUACAACCCUGAAGUCCGCUUACACAGAGCAGGUUGGUACUAUCUCCUUUUUGUGCUCUUUUUGAACAGUUAACAGAAAAUACCUGAAGGUUUUUAUAAGGGAAAAUGAGUGGGGUCAUGUCCACCCCUCCCACAGCAACCUACACGGUAUCCCUCACCCUGUUUCUUCUGGUAAAGAUAGAAAAAGAUAAAUAGAUAGAUAGAAGAUAGAAAAAAGCUGAUAGUGAGUGUUGAUUGAAAACAAAUUUUAUUAGUUAAUCCUUGAUUUGGUUAAAUUAAAGUGUAAGCAUCAUCUUUGUCAACCUAGGAUGACACUAAUGUUUCUGGAUAGGUUUCCAUCUUCCUGCUGUGUUUUUACUACGGCCAGACCGAUAUGGAAUGUUUGGGGCCGGGGCUGAUGCCGAUACCGAUUAUUAGGAAGGAAAAAAAUCUGAUUACCGAUUAAUCGGCCGAUUAUUAAAAUUUUAAAAAAAGUUAUAAAACGCAGACAGGAAGUAUAUAUAUAUAUAUAUAUAUAUAUAUAUAUAUAUAUAUAUAUAUAUAUAUAUAUGUAUGUAUGUAUAUAGUAGAAAUCAACAGUAUACUGCUCUUUACGCCGACAAGAAGACAGACUGAUUUACGGUUCGGUCUCAUCUGGAGACAUGCAGCUGCCUCAGUAAGAGAAGUAGCUCGCCAUCUACAGGAAAAGUCGGGGAACUUUUCAAAUGGUGGAACAUUUUCAAAGUGAAUUCUCUGCAUUUCAUUUCUGAAAAUAUUGGCAAAAACCGGCAAGUUUUGGCUGAUUACCGAUUAGUCUCAAACGGGCUAAAAUUGGCCAAUUUCACCGUCUCGCCGAUAGAUCGGUCGGCCCCAGUUGUAAGAGUGUUGUGUGGUGGUGGUAGGAGAGGCCACGUUUACGUCAGUCUGGCCCAGGUCAGCUGUGACCAGGGUGUGACUGAGUGAGUGAAUGAUGUAUCCAAUGUAAAGCGCUUUUAGGGUCUCUGAUAGAGCACAAUGUGAAAUCUGAUGCAUUAUUAUUAUUAUCAUGUACAAGAAGGCUGUGCUUUAAGUGGUAAGCACAGGAAAUACUGAAGCUUUUCUGCUCUUCAUUGUUCUCUGUAGACUACCAGCACCUGUUAUUGAGAAAGAGAGAAGUUCCCCCUGAGCAGCAGCAUCAGCAGCAGCAGCAGCAGCAGGAGGAGGACCCCGGUGUUGACCAGGAGGACCCACCAGAACCAUCACACAUUAAACAGGAACAAGAGGAACUGUGGAACGGCCAAGAGGGAGAGCAGCACCAACGACCGGAGGAGGCUAAUAUCAACACGAUUGUAUUCAGUCCUGUCCCUGUGAAGAGUGAAGAGGAUGAUGAUGAUGUGAAGCCUCAGUCUUCUCAGCUUUAUGAAAGUCAAACUGAAGAGAACAGAGACACAGAGCAGGUUAAAACUGAUGCUGAGAACCGUCCAGGACCAGAAACGGACAUGAACUUUUAUCAAGACAGUGGUUUUCAACCUGCACCUCUUAUGGAGACAUCACAGUUCACUCAGUGUGAACCAUAUUACAUGAACUGGUACUAUGAUCACACCAGUGAACAUCAGUCAGGUUUCAAUUCAGUACAAAACAGAGAAUUUCCUUUAGUUGAUACGAAAUACAAAACUCCACCGGCCAGCUCUUCUGAAUUUGCUCCAAGCUUUUGUGAAAAGGAACAACUGCAGAAUCACAACAGAAUUCCAGUUGAAGAAAAACCAUUUGUUUGUUCAGUUUGUGGUCAAAGAUACCGAUAUAAACACACACUAAACAUUCAUAUGAGACUUCAUUCAGAAGGCAAGCACAUCAAAUGUCCUGUUUGUAAAAAAUCAUUCCUGUGGCAAGCAGAAAUUGAGCGGCACAUGAGGACUCACACAGGAGAGAAACCAUUCAGCUGCCAGUUUUGCGGUAUGAGGUUCGCAGUGAGCUCCAACUUGAAUUCACAUUUGCAGGUUCACACAGGAGAGAAACCUUUCAGCUGCUCAGUCUGUAAAGCAAGUUUUCGCCGCAGGGAAGGACUGGAGAGACACAUGAAGACUCAUACAGGGGAGAAACCAUACAGCUGUACGAUCUGUGGCAAACGUUUCAUACAACAUGUCACUCUGAAACGCCACGUGUUGGUCCACACAGGGGAGAAACCAUACAGCUGCAACAUUUGUGAUAAAAAGUUCUCUCGGUCUGAAUAUGUAAAAACCCACAAGUGUGUUGGUGAGAGCAGCGGGAGUCAGUUGAGCUGAAGUGACGCCUUUGAAACCAGGUUUUUUUUAAUGUCCCAGGUCUGAGACUCUGGUAACAGUUUAACUCUAAACUAUUUUAUCUAGUGAUGAAACUUAAAUCUGUUGAAACACCAGUCUUUAUAUGGGCAACCAUGUUUUUGGUGUAACAGUAAUUUGUUGAUUUAUUCUGCAUUUGAAGGGCUGACUACAAUUCAGCCAAAAACUACUUUGAAAUGUGUUUUUAAAUAAAAUAACUUGACCUGCUGUCCAAUUUAGUAUUUUUCUUUGUACUUGCAAUAAUAAAAUUCUGAACAAACUUUAUUCACUCAAAUAUCAAGUAAAAAAUAAUUGAGCUUGUAUUUGUACAGUUACUGGGGACAGUAAAAAUGUUUAGAGAGAUGACUCACUCAACCAUUUGUCUUAGUCAGAGGACUCAUGAAAAAAUUAAUUAGCUGCACAUCUUCAAGUGACUUUCAACACAUAUUUUUCAGAUCUUGUCGUUUUAGUUUGUGGAAGCAAAGGGAGGAGAUUUUCUGUUAAUUGACUAAUAAAUAAAUCACCCCAGUUCUUAUUUGACUGAACCUCAGUCAGUUUAAUUUAGAGAAGACAUAAAAUACAUGCAUCACAUGUCAGAAGCCUGCUGUCUUCUCUGCACCUAAAUCUUCAUAUCAAAGUAAAAUGACCUUUUAAAUGUGAAAUGUAUGUUACCGUCUCUAAAUGUAAUAAAUGUGUGAAUUUUAUCCCACAACACUCAGAUGGAGAGAUGACUCUUGGGUUGUCUUACAUUGUAGUAUUUAGUUUUUACACUGAUCACAAUCGGAUUUCCCUUAACUGAAACAACCUCCGCUCUCGAG
Xyrichtys novacula (pearly razorfish) is the source of this 3777-nucleotide messenger RNA. The record is from the annotation of a GenBank genome assembly. Lineage: Eukaryota; Metazoa; Chordata; Actinopteri; Labriformes; Labridae.